UUAACGUAACUCAUAUCUCUCAUCUCUCUCAACUUCCAUUUCAUCUCAUCUGAGUUUCAAUUCAGAAACACCGGACCUGAUCGAGAUUAGUUGAAUUGAAGUUGGCAUAUAUAUAUUUAAUUUUCUCUGCUCUGCUCUGCUCUAAGCUACUCCAUAAAUUCAACAACGAACUCCAUCUCCAUCCUCAUCAACCUAAGAAACACUUUAGAGAAUUGAAUUGAAUGGCUUUAGAUGGUGUAACCACUCUAAUCAAAAUAGUAGAGCAAGUCCUUAUGGAGCCGAAACUAGUUUCGAUUUUUGAUGCUGGAGGAAUGAAGGUGUGGCUGCUCGAAACCAUCGAGUUGCUGUCUGCCAAGCUCUGCAUUCUGCAAGCAUUUUUGGAGGAGAGAAAAAUGGGGAAUGGCAGCUGGUUUGAAGAUAACGUUGUUGGAAUAUAUGACAAUUCCAAGUAUGAAAUCAAAUCUAAACUGGGACUAGUCUAUUCGGAAGCUAAAUGCGGGCAUCUUCUUGGGACCUUGAAACAAAUGGUAACACAAAUUGAGAAAAUUGAAAAUUGGAUGCUGAUGAUAAAAAAAGCAGCUGCUGAUGAGGAAAAGAACACCAUGGUUUGCGAUACCUACCAAAGUGCUUUAGAGCUUGAGAAUGAAGUAAUUGUAGGAAUCCACAAUGAUAUAGAGAAGAUAGUUAACCGCCUCUGUUAUUCACACUUUAUGAGAUCAGUUUUCACCAUUUUGAAGAAUAAUAACAUUCACAAGUUUCAGAAAUACGUUGAAAACACUGUGCUUAAACUACAAGUUAUUCCACUCGUUGGGGAAGGAGGCAUAGGAAAAACUACAUUAGCCAAAAGAGUCUAUGCACAUCCAACUACUAUUGCUAGCUUUGACAUUCGAGCCUGGGUAGUUUUGUCUCAGCUUCCUAACCUCAAAGAGAUUCUCAUUGGUCUAUUACGUUGUAUUUCACCAAUAACAAGUGAAAUCUACACCAUAGAUGAUGCUCAAAUAGCUGAGAAAUUAUGCACAAGUUUGAUGGGCAAGAAGUAUUUAGUUUUCUUGGAUGAUAUGUGGACCACUUGUGCAUGGGAUGUCAUCAAAGGAUAUUUUCCAGAGAAUUUUAAUGGAAGCCGAAUCUUAGUAACUACUCGGUUCACAAAUGUGGCUGAAUACUUAAGUGCAGAUCCCUACCAUGUGAAAUAUCAAAGUGUAGAGAAUCUAUGGGAAUUACUUUCAAGGAAAGUAUUUAGGCAAAGCCAAUGGGUUGAAUCCGUGGACAACGGAGACAUGAGGAGCAAACUUCGUAUUGCAAAAAGGAUUGUUUUUGGUUGCAGUGGAUUACCACUAGAAGUUGUUGUGAUUGCUGGACUUUUAGCGGCAACAAAAGAGUCGCUAGAAAUAUGGAGAGAUGUUGGGGAAACUUUGGAUAGAGUUGAUAAUGACAACAGAAUUUCAAAAAUACUUUCAUUGAGCUACAACUACUUACCUCCUCACUUGAAACCUUGCUUUCAUUAUUUUGGUGUGUUUCCUGAAGACAACGUCAUUCCCGUUAAGAGAUUAAUCAACUUAUGGAUUGCAGAGGGGUUUUUAAUGCCACAUGAAAAUAUGAGUUUGGAAGAAGUGGCAGAGAGUAGUUACUUGCGUGAUCUCAUUAAUAGAGGUUUAGUUCAGAUUAAUGAGCUAAGUAUUUAUGGGAAAGUUAAAUCAUGUAAAGUUCAUGAUCGAGUGCACGAGGUCUGUGUGAGACAAGCCAUAAAGGGGAAUGGUUUGUGCAUUAUCAAUGACAACCAUGUUCCAAAGGCUAGACAUUGGUUAAGCUGUCAAACAAGUCAUUGGCCAAUCACUCGAUCGAGUUAUGGGAAUUGUAGUCCUGAUGAAAUCCAUUCUGUUCUCUGGUUUGGUAAAGAUGUAUACCAUUCAAAAUGCAAGUUGGUAUACCCAUGUUUGAAAUUGCUAAAAGUAUUGGAUUUAUCAUUAGUUAAAUGGUCACGAGGCAUGCCUCGUGAAAUAACAGACUUGGUUCAUUUGAGAUACUUGGCUUUAAAUACCAUUGGUUCUCUUUACAAGUUUCAGUUUUUUAAGCUUAAAAAUUUGCUUACUCUCAUAGUUACUUCAUGGAUGGAAAAAUGUCCUUUGCAACUGCGAUGUAAUAUUUUGGAUUUGCCACAAUUGAGGCAUUUGCAUGUUGACAAGAGAUGUUCACAGUAUCUCCCUUGCUUAGUCAAAAAGAAUCUGCAAACUCUUUAUUGGUUGAAAGUUGCUAGCUCUGACAGAAAACCAAACUUUAGAAUGGUUCCAAACCUAAAGGAACUUGGGAUUUACAUUGAAGGGCAAUUGGCGCCUAGCUAUCUUGGGAGCCUUGUGCAUUUACAUCUACUUGAGAAGUUGAAGUUUGAAGUAGGAAGAGUUGAGCGCUUUUGUCUUCCAACAGGAUUUCCACCAAACCUUAAGAAGUUGACACUUAGCUAUACUUAUCUUCCAUGGAAUGAGAUAGACACAAUUGGGGAGUUGCCGCACCUUGAGGUGCUUAAACUAAAAGAUUUUGCCUUCUGUGGCUCAAUGUGGAAACCAUCGAAGCAGGGCUUUCGGGAAUUAAAGGCACUUCUUAUUUCACGAUCAAAUCUCAAACAUUGGUAUGCAAGUUCUAAUAAUUUUCCAGUUUUGGAGCGCCUAGUCUUAAGAUAUUGUUGGGAAUUGAAACAAAUUCCAAUUAAUUUUGCAAAAAUUGAAACACUGAAGUUAAUUGUAUUAGAAUGCUGUUAUUCUUCUCUUGUGACUUCUGCAACGCAGAUUUCUUCUGUAAAAAGCAUAAUAUUAAAGGGAAAGGGAGGUUGUCCACUUCGUGUUCGUAAAGUUGGAACUAAGGUUGAAAUGCCAAAUUAUGAAAGCUUUGAAGAAGAAAGUGUGGGAAGCUCUAACGAAUUGAGUGUGAGGAAAUAUCUAAAGGAGAAGGUUUCGAAAUCUCUGAAUGCAUUCAAAGAAUUGAAGAGGAAAGUGUUGUAAGCUCUAAGAAGAAAGUGACUGAGGAAUUUGUUAAUUUUGGGCUUAAUAUGAACUUUUAUAAAAGCCAAGCUUGUAGGUUCUGGCUGCAGUUUAUAAGGUCUUCAUUGCUGAAUAAGUUUUUUGUUGCUUUCACGAGUUCAUGCACGGGAUAAUGUUGAUAAAUAUAGCCACUUGUCCAGUCCAAUCUAGAUUGGUGGUGAUCUGUCUCUUUGGUUCGGAAUUUGCCUAAUCACUUUCGGGAGAAAACAAACAGAAAAGAUUUCUCGCUGUAAUUCUUCAAGUGCAGCUCAGAGAUGCAUCAAUAUAAGAUGUUGUAUUUUUGGUUUCCAUUUGAUCUCAACAAUUCAGUUGUGUGUUAUGAUGUUUUUGUGCUCCAAUGACACCAUGGCUAAGUUGUAAUAAUCCACUGUUCAAUUCAAUAUUCUUUUACAACA
Ipomoea triloba (trilobed morning glory) is the source of this 3427-nucleotide messenger RNA. Its product is annotated as putative late blight resistance protein homolog R1B-14. The record is from RefSeq and is a predicted model, not a curated record. NCBI's taxonomy places the organism in Eukaryota, Viridiplantae, Streptophyta, Magnoliopsida, Solanales, Convolvulaceae. Gene Ontology annotation, molecular function: ADP binding. The transcript is spliced from 4 exons. Bases 222 to 2993 code for a protein of 923 amino acids. Gene Ontology annotation, biological process: defense response to other organism.